Molecule: messenger RNA, 5105 nt
Organism: Indicator indicator
Lineage: Eukaryota; Metazoa; Chordata; Aves; Piciformes; Indicatoridae
Gene: TFRC
Product: transferrin receptor
Exons: 19
Coding region: 66-2390 (774 amino acids)
Biological process (GO): intracellular iron ion homeostasis; transferrin transport
Cellular component (GO): external side of plasma membrane
Molecular function (GO): transferrin receptor activity
Source: RefSeq, a predicted model, not a curated record
GUGGCGCGGCGAGAAGAGGGGUGGCGGGGCUUUGGACGAGUUGGUGAGCAAUCCUCCAGAAGGCAAUGGACCAUGCCAGAGCAGCAAUCUCUAACUGGUUGAACGGCGAGUCGAUGUCGUACACGCGCUUCAGCAUUGCCCGGCAGACGGAUGGGGACAACAGCCAUGUGGAGAUGAAUCUGUCUGCUGAUGAUGAGGGAGGAGGGGAGAUGGGGAGACCAGAGCACCCGCAUGCCAGCAUGCCUCCUCGAUGGAGGAGUGGCAAGAACUUCUGCUUCCUAAUCAUCGCAGCUGUCCUGCUCCUUUUGAUUGGUUUUCUGAUCGGCUAUUUGAGUUACCGUGGACGAAUGCAGAAGGCUAGCAGGUGUCUGGAUGGAAGUGGCAGGUGUGAGAUGACCCCUACUGCUUCUUACUUAGCUGAUGAUGAUGAAACUGAGGAAGAAGAAGUACCUGGACCACCUGUCUUCUACUGGCCUGACCUCAGAGACCUGUUGUCAAAUAAGCUGUCAUCCAAAAAUCUUGAGGCCAACCUGAGGCGAAGAGAAAAUAAGUACUCUUUUGAAGCUGGCGAGAGCGAAGAUGGGCAAACUGCUCACGACAUCCAUGAUCACUUUACCAGCUUCCUCAUGGAUGAAGUGUGGAAUGAUGAGCACUACAUUAAGCUGCAGGUCAAAGGCGGCAACAAUGAAGUGUCUGUUCUGGAAGACGAUAAAGAGGUGCAUCUGGAGACUCCCGACGAGUAUGUGGCCUACAGCAAGAGUGGCUCUGUUACUGGCAAACCAAUCUUUGUAAACUAUGGACAGAAAGAUGAUUUUCGGAGGUUACAGAAUCAGGAUGUUUCACUGAAUGGAGCUAUAACCAUCUUCAAAGCUGGGAAAAUAACCCUUGCUGAGAAGGUUGCAAAUGCCAAAGAGGCUGGAGCAGUUGGUGCCUUGAUGUACCUGGAUCGCUAUGAUUACAAGAAGGAAGAUGAGCUUGUCCCCUUUGGACAUGCUCACCUGGGAACUGGAGACCCUUUCACCCCAGGCUUUCCUGCUUUCAACCACACCCAGUUCCCACCAGUGGAGUCUUCUGGACUACCUAACAUUGUUGUUCAAACCAUCUCUAGCAGUGCAGUAGGCCAGCUGUUCAGGAAAAUGGAUGGACAGGAAUGCUUUCAGGAGUGGAAAAGUGAGGUCGUGGGAUGUAAGGUGAUGUCAAAAAGCAACAUCACAGUGAAACUGACCGUGAACAACGUUAUGGUGGACAGGAAGAUUCUCAACAUCUUUGGUGCUAUCAAGGGAUUUGAAGAACCAGAUCGCUAUGUUGUGAUCGGAGCCCAGAGAGACUCCUGGGGCCCAGGAGCGGCCAAGGCUGGCGUUGGAACUGCCAUACUGUUGGAACUUGCCCGUGUGAUCUCAGACAUGGUGAAAAAAGAUGGCUACAAACCAAGGCGCAGCAUCAUCUUUGCUAGCUGGAGUGCAGGAGACUUCGGAGCUGUGGGUGCUACUGAAUGGCUGGAGGGGUACUCUGCCAUACUACAUGCCAAAGCCUUCACUUACAUUAACUUGGAUACUGCAGUCCUAGGCUUCAACCACAUGAAGAUUUCUGCUAGCCCGUUGCUGUACACAUUACUGGAGAGAACAAUGAAAGGGGUGAAGGACCCAAUGGAGGAUUCAAGAAGCCUGUUUGACAAAGUUGGCUCUGACUGGGUAAAAACAGUUGUUCCCCUUGGUCUGGACAACGCAGCAUUCCCUUUCCUGACGUACUCUGGAAUCCCAGUAGUUUCCUUUGGUUUCCGCAAUAAAGAUGAGGAGUAUUCCUUCUUGGACACUACUCAGGACACUGUGGAGAACCUGAAGAGGAUCAACAAUUUGUAUGGGCUUAUGCGUGCAGCUGCAGAAGUUGCUGGACAAAUAGCACUCAGACUGACCCAUGAUCAUGAGCUCUUCCUGGAUUUUGAGAGAUACAAUGAAGAAUUGCUAGCAUUCCAGAGGAAGGUUUUGCCCUAUGAUGAGAAAGUGAAGGCACUGGGUCUGACCUUGAACUGGCUGUUUUAUGCCCGUGGUGACUUCCAGCGAGCUACAGAUGCACUGAGAAGAGACAUUGCAAGCAGUGACAGGGAAAACAGGAUCAUCCGCAGAGCCCUGAAUGACAGGAUCAUGAAGGUGGAGUAUGACUUCCUCUCCCCGUACCUCUCACCCAAAGACGUUCCCUUUCGCCACAUCUUCUUUGGCAAAGGCUCCCACACCCUGCAGAGUCUACUGGAGAGCCUGCAGGUGCUGGAAUCCAGCAAGGGCAACGUGGAUGUGAACAUGCUGAAAGAGCAGCUGGCCCUAGUGACCUGGACCAUUAAAGGGGCUGCCAAUGCCUUAGCAGGUGAUAUCUGGAAUACAGACAAUGAAUUCUAGACAUGACAAACUCCUGGUUAAGGUACAGGAUUAGGGAAACCCACUCCCUAACAUGAGAUUUUUCUGUAGAUUUUCUGGCAACAAUUCCUUUUUGACCAAAGUUGAGCAUAAAAUUUAAAUCUCACCUUGAAAAAUUCACAGAAGGCAAUUUUAAAGCAGGUACUAUGAUUACCAAAAAAUGUCCUCUGACCAGGCUCCCCUCUGCCCACAGUCCAAAUCAGUUGUGUGCAGCUGUUUGUGGGGUUUGCUCUCCAGUCUACUUGAGAACUAACAACUUGGGUGACUCCUGAACCGGUACCUUGAGUGGGGAGGUACCUCCAUCUGUUUAAAAUUUUAAUUGUUGCCCCCCUAAAUCUAGUGACAAAACAGGGAGUACAUCCCUCUUUAAUGCUUCUAAUGAGGAUCCCUUCUCUGGCAGGGAACUGCAGAGACCAACCUGUAGUUCAAAAGUAAAACAACCUAGUGAUAGCCCACAAGUGCUGGAUUAUCAGCAAGCUCUGAAGUGCCCAGCAUGCCUUCACUCAACAGCAGGGUCCCAGCAAUAUAUUGGAGGCUUCCUUCUGCCAAGGCAGGUCUCAAUACCCAGGGAAAAUGACCCAAAGACUAUCUGAUACCCCUCUUUGCAUCCUUAAAUGGCACCUCAGUGAGUCGGGUGGCAUUGAGAAAUUGCUCUAGGCCGGCACUUCAGACCUUGCUGCUCUGGGGCCUUCUGUGAAAUCUGAGUCUCUUGCUGGCCAAACCCUAUUUGACUGAUGCCAUUUUGCAGGAUGGCUCUUGUUUGGCACUGAGAUAUUUAUUUAUUUGUUUAUUUAUCAGUGACAGGGUUCACUAUAAAUGGUGGUUUUUUUUAUAGAAGAUAAUUAUCGGAAGCAGUGCCUUCCAUAAUUAUGACAGUUAUACUGUCGUUUUUGAAUAAAGCAGCAUCUGCUAUUACAAUCAAACAUGAUACUGGAACUUGCAUUUAAAAUAAUCUAAACAGGCCCCUCCAAAAUAACAAACAAAAAAACCCAAACAAAAAGAAAAAAAAAAACCCUAACAAUUAAGCUUUCUGUGGCAAAAGCACCCCUCUGGAAGAAACUUGAAAGUGUAAACUUGGUAGCAAGUCUCUGGGUUGCUCUCAAAAGUGAUCUUUCAAAUGCUGAAAACCUGGGUGAAAACUCAGAUACUAGAAAUUCGGCUUCUCUGUGGUGUUCAUGCCCCUCUGUGGGCUUUGGACCCUCUCUCUGCCAUCUUUCUGGAUGCUCUGUGCUUGAGGAGCACAGCUUUCUCCUUGGUCCUGGUGGAGGAGCUUGCUGUGUGGCUCCACCUGGACAACACACAACAAACUUCUCAUACCCUCAGAUUAGGCAUUGGCCCAAUUUUUAAAUGGCAGCUUUCUGCAAACUUCCAGUACCUUAUGUAUCAUGAAACCUAACUGACAUUAUCGGGGGCAGUGUCUUCCAUAAUGUGUAAAGAACAAGGUAGUUUUUGCCUACCACGGUGUUAUAUCGGAGGCAGUGACCUCCAUAUGUUGCACUAUGGGUGUACGUAAUUAUCGGGGACAGUGUUUCCCAUAAUUGUUCUAUGCUUACCAUGCAAUGUCAUCUGUGAAGCUUGAUGGUUAGUAUCUAACAUGGAUCAAUUUCCUGCAGUCCUAUUUUUUUCCACUCUCCUGCAGUGAUGCAGAUACAAACUUCAGUCUGUUAUUAUGUACUCCCUAGACUCUACCUUUCUCUGUAGGCUGAAUUGUUUCAAAUGGCUGUGCUGUCUUGAGUGGCUUCCUGCCUCCAGUCAUGGGACUGGUGCUUGAAUGUGUAGUGGAAACUAGGCUAGUUAGACUGUGUGCUCUGUGAUUUAGUAAACUUACUUCAAAUCCGUUACAAAGACUUGGGGAAUUAAAGGUGAAUGUAGGGGCUGGCUGUCUGGAGGGCACGGGUCAUAGCUCUGGAUGGCUCUGUGUGCUUAGGCUGGCUGGCCUUGGCACUGGGCUGAUGCAGGGGUGUGUGCAUGGGAAGCUGCCUGCUCCCCGCCUCUCAUUGGAAGCUCCAGUCUUGCCUCAUGGGUGUUGUGUGGAGAGGGGGAAAGUGGUGGCACCUUUUUCAUGGUGCCCCUCUGUUCCCUGCCCUGAAGCUGAGUACUGCUGCUCUAUGAGAUCUGCUGAACUGAGACGCUUGUCCUCAAAAAGCAGCUGGCUAGUGCCAGCUCUGUACUCUGCAGUUUGAUGGGGCAAUUAAACCUGAACUGAGUGAUCCACAGCUCUUGAGGGAAAUAAUGUUGUUCAGAGGGAGCAGAGAUCAUGGCCUCCAUAAGCAAGAGGUGAGGACAAGUCCCCAGUCCAGUUACUGAGCUCAGUGCUCACUGACUUAAAGGGUUGGAUUUUCUUUCAUCUCUCCUGAAGCUCGGUGCCCAGCCUUGUGCAACUCCUUGCUCUUCCUAAACUACCCCACUGUUCAAGGCCUGUGUACAGCUCUGUGUUACUGCUUCUUGGUGACACUUCUCUGGAUGGCAUUUAAGAGGUGCUGUCUGGGAGUCCUCACUGAAGUGUUUGCAUGCAUCUUGAUGUCAGAUCACACGCUUUGUAGCCAGCAGAGAAAGACAAAGCCUGUCUGCUGGCUUGGCAGCACAUGUGUCUCUACUUGGAUGUUGGGAUGCCUUGCACAGUGCUGGCAUCUGAUGGGUGUGGGGUGCUAAACUCUUUCUGGGUUACCUGCUCUCUGCUUGAAUAAAGUUUUAAAG